Molecule: messenger RNA, 586 nt
Organism: Amyelois transitella
Lineage: Eukaryota; Metazoa; Arthropoda; Insecta; Lepidoptera; Pyralidae
Gene: CPR57
Product: larval cuticle protein A2B-like
Exons: 3
Coding region: 24-581 (185 amino acids)
Cellular component (GO): extracellular matrix
Source: RefSeq, a predicted model, not a curated record
AGGAAGGAUAAAGCUAUUGACAAAUGGCGCGAUAUAUAAGCGGAGUUCGGGACCUAACAUUUACAGUAGAAGUUCUGCAUCAACCAGUCAUCAUGUUCACAUACGUCGCAAUUGCCUGCGUCUUGGGGAUGGCUGCAGCUGCACCCUCAUACCCUCUAGUCGAUUCCAUUUCAAUCCCCCGCUACGGCUUCAACUACGCCGUAAGCGACCCCCUGACCGGCGACAACAAGGCGCAAACUGAGCACCGCGACGGCGGCGUUGUCAAGGGCUCGUACUCCCUCGCGGAACCAGACGGCACCAUCCGCGUUGUGGACUACGCAGCCGACCCUGUCUCCGGGUUCAACGCCGUCGUCAAAAGAAUCGGACCGGCCGCACACCCGCAGCAAAUACACCUGCCAGUCACUAAAAUUGCCCCUGUCGCCCCUAUUGCUAUCGCCCAGGCUCCUAUAGUCGCCACGAGCGCGUGGGGCCUCGGACUAGGAUCUUUGGGCCUUGGUAACUUGGGCCUGGGAAGCCUCGGACUCUCCCACGGAGGCUGGGGCCUCGGCGCUGGACUGGGCCACGGCUUAUGGUCCCACUAAUGAUU